Messenger RNA from Elaeis guineensis (African oil palm), 1026 nucleotides. RefSeq lists its product as uncharacterized. NCBI's taxonomy places the organism in Eukaryota, Viridiplantae, Streptophyta, Magnoliopsida, Arecales, Arecaceae. The record is from RefSeq and is a predicted model, not a curated record.
GACUCUCCACCUCAACCGACAGUCAUUCGCUCUCGCGCUUUUGCCGAUGGAGGAAGAAGGGAAAGCGGCGCACGUGCUAACCCUCUUCGAUCUCCAUUGGUUCCACCGCCAAAUCCUCCGCCCUCAUCCGCCGUCGCCACCGCCUCCGCCUCCGCCUCCGCCUCCGGUUCUGGACCUGGAGGACGCCGAAUCCCACUCCUCGGAGUCUCCUCCUGCCGCCCACCCCUCACUUCACCUACGCCGCCACCGUCGAUCUCUCAGCGACGAGACCGACGCCUCAGCAGAGCCCCGCAUCCAGACCCCCAAGCUCCAGACCAUACUCUCCGGCAAAGAAGCUCCCGUCGAAGACUUGGCCCGUCGGAACGGGGCCAUCGGAGGUAGCGGCGAGAUCUGGACGGCGGCAGCGAGGCGAAGGCGGCGGGGGAGAAGUAGGGGAAGGAGCAGGGUGAGCAGCAGGAGCUUAUCGGAGCUAGAAUUCGAGGAGGUGAAGGGUUUCAUGGAUCUGGGUUUCACGUUCUCCGACGCUGAGGCGGAUCCCAGGCUGAUGUCAAUCGUGCCCGGGCUCCAGCGGCUGGGGAAACGGGCGGCCGGAGACGGGGAACCGGCGGAGGAGGGCUCGUCUUGCGCCUCCGACGUGGUCGACGAGUCUGCGAUCUCGAGGCCGUACCUCUCGGAGGCGUGGGAUGCGCAGGAGGAGGAGGAGGAAAACAUGCUCAGGAAUUGGAGGAUCCCGGCGGCGGCGGACGGGGUGGACCUAAAGGACCACCUCCGGUUCUGGGCCCAUGCGGUCGCCUCCACCGUCCGAUGAUCAUCACGUGCCGAUCACUACCGUCCAGUUCUCUCUCUUUCUUGUUCUCGAUUUUGUAUAAAUUGGGAAUUAAUUGUAGAUAUCGCGAACGAAACUAUAAUUCCGACCCGCCCAUCGGCUUGUAGUCUUUGUCUUUUUUCGAUGCCUUUUUAUUAUUUUUUUUUAAUUUUUCCUCUCUCCGUGAUUUUGAGGAGCUAAUCCCUGUCGUUUCUAUCUAA